Messenger RNA from Bubalus bubalis (water buffalo), 781 nucleotides. It is a transcript of the gene EIF4EBP3, whose product is annotated as eukaryotic translation initiation factor 4E binding protein 3. The transcript has 3 exons. Gene Ontology annotation, molecular function: eukaryotic initiation factor 4E binding. The record is from RefSeq and is a predicted model, not a curated record. Gene Ontology annotation, biological process: negative regulation of translational initiation. Gene Ontology annotation, cellular component: cytoplasm. NCBI's taxonomy places the organism in Eukaryota, Metazoa, Chordata, Mammalia, Artiodactyla, Bovidae. The coding region runs from base 97 to 465 and encodes 122 amino acids.
GAGUCCGCGACAGACUGCGCUCUGCGUCCUCAGCACCAGCCACUGCCUUCCUGCUCUUUCCGUUCGCUAUGCCCUCAUCCACCAACUGCCCGAUUCAUGGGGGCAGGGAAGGGCUGCCCGACUGCUACGGCAGCACGCCGGGGGUGGGGGGCGGGCCGGGGGCACGCUAUACGCCGCAAUCCCCGGAGGUCAGAGGGCCGGGCCAGGGUCGACAGGCAGCAGGCAGGCCUGAAUGUGCUUGUCGCGGGACGUGGGCAGGGAGGCACCAGGAUCAUCUACGACCUAAAGUUCCUGCUGGAGUGCAAGAACUCGCCCACUGCCCGGAGGCCUCCCUGCUGCCUCCCCCAGAUUCCCGGGGUCACAGCGCCUCCAACAGCCCCACCCCCCAAGCUAGAGGAGUUGACGGAGCAGAAGGAGACAGAGGAAGAGAUACCCGAUGAUGAACAGUUUGGAAUGGACAUCUAAUCCAGUGCAGAUGACCACAUGUGGAAUGAGAGGACUCCCGUCACGCUGCUGCCGCUACCUCCUUUCUCUGGGGUAUCCAAAGGCCUACUGGCCUCAUCUAAUCCAGAAGGGGGUGAUAUGUUGGUUCUGGGCCUCCAUGUUGGGUCUGAGGCAGCUAGACCAGGGAUAGGAGUGGGCAACUUGCCAAGCCCUUAGCUCUACUUUCUCUUUGGUCUGUAGGCACUCCUCCCAACCCCUGGCACUUGGUUACAGCUGAGGCUGGGCCAGGGGAAUGGAGAAUGUCACUUUCUGACUGCUUAGUAAACAUUCAAAGAAA